AUGGAGACGUUUGUGGUGAGGGGCCUGGGGAGGGGAAGGGAGGCGGUGGGGGUGUGGCGGGCGGGCUGUGCCCCCAACUGCCUGCUCUCCUCCUCACAGGGCGCCCCGGUGGUGGUCGCCGUGGCCGCUGUGGCUGCGACUGCGGUGCUGCUGCUGCUGCUGAGACGGGCGGGGCGGAGGGCGAGCGGCCCCGUCACGUUGCAGGACCCUCUGGCGAAAUACGCGCUGCGGCUGGUGGAGAAAGAGGAAAUCAGUCAUGAUACUAAGAAAUUCCGUUUUGAGCUACCUUCACCAGAUCAUGUAUUAGGAUUACCUGUAGGACAACAUGUUUAUCUUUCUGCAAAAAUUGAUGGUAAUCUUGUGAUUCGAGCCUAUACCCCAGUUUCCAGUGACGAGAUAAAAGGUUAUGUUGAUUUAAUUGUAAAGGUCUACCACAAAAAUGUGAAUCCCAAGUUUCCAGAAGGUGGGAAGAUGUCCCAGUACCUGGAUGAAAUGAAGAUUGGAGAUACUAUUGAUUUCAGAGGGCCAAAUGGACUCCUUGUCUAUAAGGGGGCAGGUGCCUUUCUUAUCAAGCCUCAUAAGAAGUCUGAAGCAGAGAAAAAGUUUGCAAAGCAUCUUGGGAUGAUAGCUGGAGGAACAGGAAUAACUCCUAUGUUGCAACUGAUCCGUCGUAUCACAAGUGAUCCUAAGGACUCCACAAAAUGUUACCUUCUUUUUGCCAAUCAGACAGAAAAAGAUAUAUUACUGAGAGCUGAGCUAGAAGACAUUGCUAAGAGGUAUCCUGAUCAGUUCACGCUCUGGUAUACACUGGACAGACCUCCACAAGAUUGGAAGUACAGUUCUGGCUUCAUCACGGCAGAUAUGAUUAAAACCUCCCUCCCUCCCCCUGGCAGCGAGACACUCAUUCUCAUGUGUGGGCCACCACCUAUGAUUCAGUUUGCAUGUCAGCCCAGCCUGGACAAACUCGGCUAUUCCAAGAGCAGUACCUUUUCAUAUUAAUGCCAAUGUUGUCUGAUACCUUUUCAUAAGUACUGCAUAUUUUCCUAUGGGAACAACUGGUAUGUAACUGUGUAGUAUUUCUUUUUUUGUGUCUGUUUUUAAACUGCUUAAUGUGGAUUUUAACUUCAUAAUUAUCUUUGUGUGUUUUAAUACUAAGAAGCUGAAAGAUCAUCUUGAAUUGUGUGGAAGUAACUUAGUCUAAGUUCUUAAGUUAGUAUGAAGUGUUAAUUCUGAGGAAAAUAAAUAAAUAUUAAUAGGACAAAGAUAAAAAACCACUUGUUUUUUAACAUGGGUAUGGAAUUUGGAGAGGGCUGUAAAAUUGGACUAUUUGACUGUGCUCUAUAGGUAAUUCAUUUAGCGCAUCCUGGAGAAGAAGAGUACAAACAGUCUUUUUACUACCUAGGAAGUCACAGUAUGCUAUUGAAAAGUGUCUGAACAGCAUUUGAGUGACAUGCAAAUUGCUUAUUACUGUAACAGAAGUUCUGAUUAGUGUGAAAUUUCUUCAGGAGGAUUACAUAACUUCAUGCUGUUUUCUAACAGUCUUAGCUAAACAAUCACUGCCAACUGUAUAUGGAAGCUUGGGGCUGCAUAUACAAACAACUAUGCAAUGAUUUGAAUGUCAAUGUCUAAGGGUAGUUCUUGCUCUUUUGGCAGCUUCAUAAAUGUCUUUUGCCUAAGAGAAAAUAUGGUUUCUACGUCCAGUUGUAAGCUAUGCUGAGUCAAUUUUAAGCUUAGCUAAUGCCUCAUCUCCUAACGUUUAACUCUUAGUCUUCAGUGCCUGAAAUACUGUGUGUUCAUGUCCAGGAAUUAGUUUAUACUACAUUUGUUCUAGGGUGUGACAAAUCUCUGAGGCAGAGGACUUGUUUCUUCAGGUGCUAAUGAAUACAUUUUGUAACUAUAUUUCUCCUUUUAAAGCAAACACAUUCUAGCUGAAAAUUGACACAGGAGUUUGGUAGUUCAUCAGUUACAUUUGUAGCAAUUAUGCAAAGAAAGACGGGGGAUUUGGAUUGUGAUUCUGGCCCCUGUGAGAGAUCAACCAGGUAUAUUUGUUAGAAUCAUUCCACAGCCAGUAAAAGAUGGAGCAACAUUCAACAUUUAUUCUUAACAGUCAAAAAAAUAAGCAUUUAUGCUUAUGUUAUGCUAAUUAGGAUUUCUUACUAUAUACAUUAAAAAGAAUCAAUAAUUUUGUAGUUUGAGAAUUCACAGCCAAGUUAGCGCAACACCACACUGUUAAAAAUACCUCAUCAAAAGAAAUCUGAAAAUCUGCUUAGAAUACCCCAGUGAUAUUAAGGCUGCUUCUGUUGGAGCAGCUUAUCCUAUUUGUAGUGCUGUAGUAAGUCCGUUGGCUAAUUAACCUGACAAAGCAUUUCAAAUGCCCGCAGUACAUGAUCUGGUCACUAAUUGAUCGCAUUGCCAAAUCAGAGAUGUACUCGACUGGAAUAUUCAGUACCUUUUAUUAAGGUACAUUUUUAGACUGGUGGGUAGACUGAAAUCUCAUUCCGUUGUAUUUUCUAUUGUCAUUUAAUUGUCUGAAAAAAAUUUGCCUCAGUUAUACCGUUUUGGACAAUAAAAUCAUGUGUUUAGCUUCCAAAACCUGACCAUACAGCACAGAGUCUGACAUAGAGUGAGGACUAGAGUAGAUCACCUUUAAAAAGCACCACUGAUGAAGCCUUGACUGCGGUGGCCUUCCAACCCAAACCAUUCUGUGAUACUUCUUGAAGAGCCCUUACUGCAGACUCUGGCCAGUACCUGAGAUUUCUUCUUUAUUUGAGAGGGUUGUGGCUGGGAGUGACCUGCCCUCUGGCUACAUUAACAGGUAAACCAACACCCUGCAGGGAAGAGCAACGCAAAGCAUCCAUUUAUAGACUAAGUCUUUUCUGUACAAUUAGGCAGAUUUAUUUUCUGGCAUUUCCCUGUUUACUAAUAGAUCCUGUUAAUACCUUAUUAAUACAUGAGAAACACGUAAACAGGUGCUACAUGUAAUUGCUGCUGCAAAGGAGAACAUAUCACCAUGAACAGCUCCUAAAGUAAAUAGUGAGAGGCCUAUUUCCCUCUGUUACAGCAUUGCAGUUCUGCCUGUCUUGGUAGAAUAGUAACAGAUCUAUUUUGUCUGUAUUUUAAAGAAACAAAAAUCUGUUUUAUUAUGGUACUUGCCUGAUGCUCCUUAGUCACAUUUUACACAUCACAGACCAGUAAUGUUUGUCUCCUAUUGGUAAAUAAAGUAUUCUAUGAAAAUCUAUCUGUAGCUGGAAUUAAGAGAAAACUGAAAGUGAACACCACUAUUGUUUACAUCACCAAUUCUCAUGCAAAUAUUACAAAAGUGUUUCUACUGUAGGCUCCAGUCCUCGGGGCUGUUUGCAGCUAUUUUUAAUUAGGUGUAACUAUGGAAAGAAAAUAGGCUUACCACCAUCGCUGUCUUCCUGAGACCCCAUGCUGUUUCAGGGGUGGGGCUCAGAAAGCUUUAUUUGAACUGUUCUGGUUGUUCAGAAGGCUUAUGAGCAUCCUGAUGCUUGCACAUGGUGUCAGUACUAGUCUUAAGACAAAAUGUCAGUGUACAGAAAGAGCCCAUCCGGUAGUUCUAGUUCAAGAACUGUUGUUUAAAACCAAACAAUGGAUCAUGCUGGAAAUGUUAUUGCACUUACCCUACAGAUUGCAGCAAACACCAUUCUUAAGUAAUGUAAAUGUAAUUGUGUUGUGACUGUUCCUUGAUUAUGAACAUCUUACUACAUGUACAAAAAAUCACGAUUAAAAAAAACCCCAUGUUAAAUGAA
This is a messenger RNA of Cuculus canorus (common cuckoo), 3770 nucleotides long. Its product is annotated as NADH-cytochrome b5 reductase 2. NCBI's taxonomy places the organism in Eukaryota, Metazoa, Chordata, Aves, Cuculiformes, Cuculidae. Gene Ontology annotation, molecular function: oxidoreductase activity; FAD binding. The transcript is spliced from 8 exons. The coding region runs from base 1 to 999 and encodes 332 amino acids. The record is from RefSeq and is a predicted model, not a curated record. Gene Ontology annotation, cellular component: mitochondrion.